Molecule: messenger RNA, 1635 nt
Organism: Cyclocybe aegerita
Lineage: Eukaryota; Fungi; Basidiomycota; Agaricomycetes; Agaricales; Hemipholiotaceae
Source: the annotation of a GenBank genome assembly
AUGUCUUGGAAACUCGGCGCAAAAAAACCCAAGGACGCGAGGGAGAACGGCGUCAUAUCGCGAUCAGUCACCCCCAUUCCCUCUCGCCCGACUACGCCCAAACCACCCAAUGGCUCCGACCAGUUUCGCACCGGGAUGCUGACCAUUCGCAUAUUCUCUGGCCGCGGACUGUCUCUAGCACCGGGUGUUCAGGUCCCUGAGGUCAUUCAAAGGGCACUUGAAUCAGUUCCUGCGGGCAGAAAAUCGACUAGCAAUCGCGAGAGCAUGCAACGCAAGCGAAACUGGUGGCUUCCCUACGUCGUGCUCGAGUUCGACAAGAACGAAGUCCUGGUCGAUGCCCUCGGCGGCGAUCUUUCAAAUCCUGUCUGGAACUAUCGCGCAGAUUUCGAUGUCUCGCGUACUUCCAACAUCUCCGUUUCUUCCUAUCUCAGAACCGCUGCGCCAGUCCAGGGGCAAGAUGAUAUGGGCAACGACCUUCUCAUUGGUCGCGUGGACCUCACGCCGAUGCUUGAUGGGCAUCACGCCUCCGACCAAUGGUACAAUGCAACUGCUGGCUCGGGCUCGUUCCAUCUCAAGAUCGACUUCCGGCCCGUUCGUGGAGAACCCUUGACGAUUGAGGCGUUUGAUUUGCUCAAGGUCAUUGGGAAGGGGAGUUUCGGGAAGGUGAUGCAGGUCAGAAAGAAGGAUACCCAACGGAUAUACGCGUUGAAGACGAUUCGGAAAGCCCACAUUGCACAACGGCCAGGCGAAAUUACACAUAUCCUCGCCGAAAGGACAGUACUCGCUUUGGUCAACAACCCUUUCAUCGUUCCCCUCAAAUUCUCCUUCCAAACUCCGGACAAACUUUAUCUCGGAAUGUCUUUCGUGAAUGGUGGUGAAUUGUUCUAUCAUCUUCAACGCGAAGGGAAAUUCGAUCAAGACCGCAGUCGAUUCUAUGCUGCUGAGCUGCUUUGUGCAUUGGAGCAUUUACACGGGUUCAACGUGGUUUAUCGUGAUCUAAAACCGGAGAACAUUCUGUUGGACUAUACCGGACAUAUCGCGUUGUGUGAUUUCGGGCUUUGCAAGCUGAACAUGUCUGAAACCGAAAAGACGAAUACGUUCUGCGGCACACCGGAGUAUAUUGCGCCCGAACUGCUGGAAAGCCAGGGAUACACCAAAACUGUCGACUGGUGGACGCUCGGAGUUCUGGUAUAUGAGAUGAUGACUGGUCUUCCUCCAUUCUACGAUGAGAACGUCAACACCAUGUAUCAACGCAUCCUCACGGAUCCUCUCAAUUUCCCGCCAGAUAUACCGGCUGAGGCCAGGAGCGUUAUGACUGGCCUCCUCCAACGUGAUCCAUCCAAGCGUCUAGGUGUGAAUGGAGGGGAGGAGAUCAAACGCCAUCCCUUCUUCGCGAAGUACAUCGACUGGAAUCGUCUGCUGGCGAAGAAAAUCCAACCGCCGUACAAACCGAGCGUCGAAUCUGUACUUGAUGUCGCCAACUUUGAUCCUGAUUUCACGAACGAGGAAGCGCAAGAUUCGGUAGUGUUGGAAUCUGCGCUUUCUGAGACCGUGCAGGAUCAGUUUAGAGGAUUCACAUACAAUCCCGCGAACGAGCACCUGAGCGAAAGUGUCAGCUAUCCCACUGUGCUCUAA